This is a messenger RNA of Dichomitus squalens LYAD-421 SS1, 1263 nucleotides long. RefSeq lists its product as uncharacterized. Gene Ontology annotation, molecular function: sulfite transmembrane transporter activity. The record is from RefSeq and is a predicted model, not a curated record. NCBI's taxonomy places the organism in Eukaryota, Fungi, Basidiomycota, Agaricomycetes, Polyporales, Polyporaceae. The transcript is spliced from 5 exons. Gene Ontology annotation, cellular component: plasma membrane. The coding region runs from base 1 to 1263 and encodes 420 amino acids. Gene Ontology annotation, biological process: sulfite transmembrane transport; transmembrane transport.
AUGGUCAGAAGGCGUAGUAAAGUACUGUUCACUGUGACCAUCAGAACCUCCGUUAACAAAAACACCCUUAGGCAUUUUACUUGGGCGUGGCAUGCUGUGAUCAUGGGCACGGGCGUGGUCUCGGCCCUCCUCCACAACUUUCCUUACCACAACGACAGCCUGGCGCUCAAGAUAGCAGCACUCGCCAUCUUUCUGCUCAACCUCGUGUUGUUCGUGUUCGUUUGCACCUGCACAAUACUCCGAUAUAGCAUGUUCCCCGAGAUCUGGUCCUUGAUGAUCCACCAUCCUGCCCAAAGUCUGUUCAUAGGAUGCUUCCCGAUGGGGGCCGCGACUUUGAUCAAUUCUGCGCUGAACGUUAACCAGGACUGGGGUUUCGGCGGAAAUGCCUUCCUCUGGACGCUCUGGGGAUUCUGGUGGUUGGACUCCGCUGUCUCCUACCUGAUCGCCUUUGGCAUGCUCUACAUCAUGAUGACUCGCCAGGACCACUCCAUCCCGAAGAUGACCGCAACAUGGCUUCUGCCCGUGGUCCCCCUCAUCGUCGCGUCCUCCUCUGGCGGCCUCAUGGCCCACGCGCUCAUGCCGCACUCCACAACCCUCGCCCUCGUCACCUCCGCCUUCUCGUUCACUAUGGUCAUCAUCGGUCUUAGCUUUGCGCUCAUGAUGAUCACCGUCUAUCUCCUCCGCCUCGUCACUGUCGGCACCCCCGACCCCUCCCUCAUCCUCUCCGCAUUCAUCACGCUCGGACCAUUGGGCCAAGGCGGAUUCUCGCUCCUCGUCAACGGGCAGGACCUCUUCGAGAUCCUUCCGCUGCACAUGGGAGAUGAGUUCCCCACGAUCGCGCUUGCGGGCCAGAUGGUUUUCGCGGGAUGCUUCCUCGGGGCAUACGUGCUCUUCUCGAUGGGUGUCGCAUGGAUCCUCGUCGCGGUCAUUACGAUCCUCCACGUGCGCGCGGAGACGAAAUUGCCGUUCUCGAUGGCGUACUGGGGCCUGAUUUUCCCGAACGGCGUGUUUGCGCUUCUGUGUGUGGAGCUUGCCAAAGUACUGGAUAGUCCGGUGUUCAGAGCGAUCGGUGCUGCGUGGUGUGGCGUCGUGUUCCUCCUCUGGAUCACGGUCUUCCUACGGAGCAUACCCGCGUUCAUAGAUGGCUCAAUGUUCAAGGCACCCUAUGUGCCGGACCAAGGCACGACGGGAACCAAGGUGACAUUUGACCCGGAGAAAGGCCUGGGUAGCAACCCCACAUCCUCGUCCACCGUCGUACUAUAA